Messenger RNA from Porites lobata, 345 nucleotides. Lineage: Eukaryota; Metazoa; Cnidaria; Anthozoa; Scleractinia; Poritidae. The record is from the annotation of a GenBank genome assembly.
GGUUAUAGGCAUGAUGUGGAUCCAGAUUAUAUUCCAGAUGAAAAAUAUCUUGUUAGUGGAAAAGAGUUUAAAAAAUUAAUUAGUAAUGCUAAAAAACUUGGUGCUGAAUCGCUUGAUUAUUCAACACGAAAAAAUAACAAAUACAUGGCUACACUUCCAAGUGGAAAAAAAGUUCAUUUUGGAUCGACAAAAUAUGCGGAUUAUCUUACUCACAAAGACAAAGAUAGAAGAGAUAAAUUUCUCGCUCAAGCUACAAAGAUUAAAAAUAAACAGGGGGAGUUAACUUAUAAUAAUCCUGAAUUGGCGAACUUCUGGUCCGUUCAUUUACUUUGGCCUAAAAAAUGA